This is a messenger RNA of Meloidogyne enterolobii, 1399 nucleotides long. The record is from the annotation of a GenBank genome assembly. NCBI's taxonomy places the organism in Eukaryota, Metazoa, Nematoda, Chromadorea, Rhabditida, Meloidogynidae.
UUUCCACGUAUUUAUUACUUUUCCCUUUUACUCUUAUAUGUAUUUUUUAUAAAGUCUUUAGGAAUAUAUUUUUAUUUCAUUGAAUUAACAGAUAAAUUAACAGAUAUGCUUGUAGAAUUACCUCCAUUACUUGACAAUUUAUUCAAAUUAGAUUCAUGGUUGAAGCCUUACGAAAAUGAAAUUCUUCGACGAUACCGUGAAUUUAAUAACAAAUUAAGCUUUAUUGAGCAGCAGUGUGAAGGUCUAGAUAACUUUACACAAAGUUACAAACAUUAUGGUAUUCAUGUGGAGACUGAUAAUUCUGUUUGUUGCCUUGAGUGGGCGCCUGGAGCUGAAUCAAUGGCUUUGGUCGGUGAUUUUAAUAAUUGGGACACUAAUGCUAAUAUUUACGAAACUAUUGGUUUUGGCAAAUGGAGUUUGAAAAUAAAGCCGAAAGCUGACGGGACUUGCCCUAUAGCGCAUAAUUCUGUGUUAAAAGUGGCAGUAAAAAAGAAUGGGAAGUUUAACUAUAAAUUAUCGCCUUGGGCCAAUUAUGUUACAUGUGCCAAUGACAGUAUUGUUUUUCAUCAACAAUUUUACAAUCCACCGACCAAAUAUUCUAUCAAAACAUCCCAUCCGAAAAAACCGAAGUCUUUACGUAUUUAUGAAGCUCAUGUUGGCAUUUCUGGUAAUGAAGGGAAAAUUAAUUCUUAUCGUGACUUUUCUGAAAAUAUUUUGCCACGUUAUAAUACAAUUCAAUUAAUGGCAGUGAUGGAACAUGCUUAUUACGCUUCUUUUGGCUACCAAGUAACUAGUUUUUUUGCUCCUUCAAGUCGUUUUGGCACUCCUGAUGAACUUAAAAUGCUUGUAGAUCGAGCUCAUCAAUUGGGUUUAAUCGUUUUGUUGGAUGUUGUUCACUCGCAUGCUUCUAAAAAUGUUGAGGAUGGUCUUAACCAUUGGGACGGUACUGACGGGGGUUAUUUCCACAAUAAUGUCAGAGGAUUUCAUCAACUUUGGGACUCGCGUUUAUUCAAUUAUGCCGAAAUAGAGACAUUGCGCUUCUUACUUUCUAAUUUACGUUGGUGGAUUGACGAAUAUGGUUUUGAUGGUUUUAGAUUUGAUGGUGUUUCGUCUAUGCUUUAUCAUUCUCACUUAAUUAGUGAUCCUGGGCCUGGAAGUUAUGAUGAUUAUUUUGGAUUAAAUGUUGACACUGAAUCCCUAGUUUAUUUAAUGCUAGCCAAUCAUAUGCUUCAUUCUUAUGAAGUCAGUGGAAUGCCUGCUCUUUGUCGUCCGGUGGCUGAAGGAGGACAAGGAUUUGACUUUCGAUUAGCAAUGGCUAUUCCUGAUUUGUGGAUAAAAAUUUUGAAGCAUGUCAGUGAUGAGGAUUGGCCGAUAGGAGAAAUUGUAAUUAUAUUAUAAA